Messenger RNA from Terrapene triunguis (Three-toed box turtle), 1865 nucleotides. It is a transcript of the gene SLC35E4, whose product is annotated as solute carrier family 35 member E4. The transcript has 2 exons. Gene Ontology annotation, cellular component: Golgi apparatus. Gene Ontology annotation, molecular function: antiporter activity. The record is from RefSeq and is a predicted model, not a curated record. NCBI's taxonomy places the organism in Eukaryota, Metazoa, Chordata, Testudines, Emydidae. The coding region runs from base 448 to 1620 and encodes 390 amino acids.
UUGCACAUGGCCUUGGCACCUCACAGCUGCAGCCUAGCAGGCGAGAGCGAGAGCAGGCGCUUCCUGCUGCAGAGGGCUUGCAGCAUCUCCACUCGCUUAACCAGCUCCAGGGCAGCGAUGAUGGCUCGCAGCCGGGCGUGACCGUGGAGUCUCGAUCUGCCAUUGCAGCUUGUCUCCAGCAGUAAUCAGGCUUUUCCCAGCUCUGCCUCCCUGCGAUCUUCCAACCCCAGCUCUGCUACCAGGGGAAUCCUACAAGCAGCGUCGGGAUGCUCAGGCUGCAGAGCUGGACACACUGAUGAGUCACCAGGAGUGACUGGUCUGGUACCCUAAGGCAGGAAACAAGAGAAGCUAUAAAACCACCACUCACUGCAGCCUGCUGGGGCAUUUGGGAGAGCAGCAUGGGCCGUGCAGUGGGAGAGUGCUGAAGGGCAAGACUUUGACGCACCCAUGGGCACUGGGGUAGAACCCCAAGAAGCUUGCAUCUCUUCUCUGCACCCCCAGCAUCAAGCCCCCAGGCUGGUUGGGAAGGGACCAGCCUCUCCUCAUGCUGGGCCAGGAGCUGAGCCGCCCUCCAAAAUGUGUCUGUCCUCCUGCCACAGAGAUGAAGCAGGGAUGACCUCUGCUGAUGGAGGCUGGGCGCGUCGCCCCUGGAAGCCGGACCCUGGGCCGCCCGUGCAUGCUCUGCCCCUCCUGCUCACCGUGUUUGUCUGGCUGGCCACUGGCACCACCAUGUCCAGCCUCAACAAGUGGAUCUUCACCAUCCACAACUUCCGGUAUCCCGUGCUGCUGUCGUCCCUGCACAUGCUCACGGCCGUGCUGGUAGGCUACCCGCUGGCCAGGCUGCGGGCACGUGGGGACGGGGGCAUGGCCCUGGGCGCCAGAACUAAGGCCAGAAUCUAUCUUCUGAGCUUGACCUUCUGCGCCAGCGUAGCCUUCGGAAACCUGGGCCUCAACUACGUGCAGCUGGACUUUGCCCAGAUGGUGUACACCACCACGCCCCUCUUCACCCUGAUCCUGUCCAAGGUGCUGCUGGGUCAGCGCCACCACUUGCUGCAGUACGCUGCCAUGGGGCCCAUCUGCUUGGGCGCCUCCUUCAGCAUCAUCGGGGAGGUGCACUUCGACCAGGCCGGCUGCUGCUUCCUCUUCGCUGCUACCUUCCUCCGCGGAUUAAAGUCCUUACAGCAAAGUACCCUGCUGCAGGACAAGAGGCUGGACUCUGUCACCUUGCUCUGCCUGACGUCCCUGCCCAGCUUCUGCAUUCUCUUCACAGCGGCUGUGGUGCUGGAGGUGGGGGCAGCCUGGGAGGGCAUGCUGCACUACGGCAGCGCUCUCUGGGCCUGUGUCCUGCUCAGCUGCCUGGGCUCCGUCCUCUACAACCUGGCCAGCUUCUGCGUCAUCUCGCUGACCUCCGCCCUCACCAUCCACAUCCUGGGCAACUUCAAUGUGGUGGGAAACCUGGUGCUGUCACACCUCCUCUUUGGCAGCCACUUGAGCGGGCUCAGCUACGCGGGCAUCGGCCUCACCCUCUCGGGGAUGUUCCUGUACCACAACUGCGACCUCAUUGCCAGCUACUGGGGCUCCAGACUGGCUCUGGGCCAGGGCCAGGCGAAGCCAGAAUGAGUCCUGUGCUGGGGCACAGUGCAACCCUUGGACUGUACAGACUGCAGUGCUCUGUGUGAGCGUGUGUGCAUGUGUGCAAACAUGUGAUCCCAAUUACACGCACACACAUGUGAACACACUCUCUCCACAGCCUUUAACACAGCCCAGCUGGGCUCUGGUCACCCAGCACCGCUGCAGCAGUCGCGUCUGGCACCAUUGUGGUGAAGAGGCCUGUUGUGGUGUUGCACUUGGGGCGCCGAUGCCAA